This is a messenger RNA of Rhipicephalus sanguineus (brown dog tick), 1698 nucleotides long. RefSeq lists its product as uncharacterized. The record is from RefSeq and is a predicted model, not a curated record. Gene Ontology annotation, molecular function: metalloendopeptidase activity. Bases 64 to 1545 code for a protein of 493 amino acids. Lineage: Eukaryota; Metazoa; Arthropoda; Arachnida; Ixodida; Ixodidae. The transcript has 15 exons. Gene Ontology annotation, biological process: proteolysis.
AGGAGAAGCUAGCUUUAAUAAGAUAAACGAGGAACUUGGUUCGCAGAAAAUUCGAUCUCUAAAAUGGCUUCCUUGACGUUAUAUCUGUCCUUCCAGGUGGUCGCAGCUUCUACAGUUACUCACGACCAUAACGAGCUUACAGAAAAGAGCAUCACGGUUUACCCUCGAGUGCUGGAAUCUCGAGAAGACGGCUCGGAAAAAGUGCUCAUCGUUCACGAAGGCUACAGCCUUCACUUGAAGAAGGCAUCCAUACUCGCAAGGCGUCUUCUACUGCGAGAUGUAACAAACGAUGGCAUCAUCGAGCAAUAUGUUGACGGCGCUCACUACGAAAGACACCUGUACGAAGAUACGAACAAGAAAGCCUCCUUGCUGUUGAAGCCUAGAGAACACGGCGAUUACUUCAUUACAGGCCUUGUAAACUUCACCCACCGCAUUGAGCCGGCAAAGCUACGUGAAAGGUCCUCAACCAGAAGAGCAGCGCACAAGAUAGUGGAAAUUCACAACAUACGAGGAUCGUGUGAGAAUGACCAAGUAAUUGAUAAUCAAUUUUACGAAGUGGAUGAAGGCAGGAUGGGAAGUGAUUCUCGAGGAGUAUCGCUUCCAGAAGUUGAAAUGAGAGGCGCCAUUCCACAACCGUUUGGUCUCGAGUUGCACUUCAUCAGUGACUACAACCACACCAUGUACUUCAAUGGGAAAAAGGAAGCUCAUGUCUACUACGUGACGCUGUUCGCGCAUUCGGUCAGUCUUCGCUUGGACCAGCUCAAUCCUCCUGUUCCCAUCGGUAUAACAAACAUUCAAAUGUCGUCAACGGCUAACGAAAGCUAUGUUGGGCUGUGGCAUAACGGUGACCUGAUCAGCAACGAGACGCUUCUGAAACUGAACAAUGAAGUGCGGGAUGACGAAGCCUACCAGCAUGCAGACGCGGUAUACAUGGCAACAGGGCGAGAAAUGAUUACCCUCAUUACCGGAGGCAAGAGCUCAUACAUACUGGGAACGGCAGGCAGCGCUAAAGCGUGUACCGAUAACAAGGCAGCAGUUGGCGAGGACAAGCCUGGCAAGUUUUCGGGAGUGAACACUGCCGCUCACGAAAUUGGACACCUAUUAGGUUCCCCUGACGACAGCCCAGGCGUUUGGGGUCAAUGCAAAACGGAGGAGGGAUAUCUGAUGAGCAAAUACGCACGUGGAAAGCGUGCCUUUACUUUUUCAGAUUGCAGCAAGAACGCCAUCGCUCAUUUCUUGAAAUUAAAUACAUCUGCCUGCUUGAAAAGCAAACAGAACUGUCAGAUCGUGUCCUUCCCCAACAAGGCAUUAAAACUUCCAGGGCACGCGAUGAGCGGCGAUGCGUAUUGCAAAAUGUUCUACUCAGGAUUUGCAGCUGCUUACUUUCUUGAGUUUUUUGCAUUCCUCAAGAAGUGCAAAAUUCCUUGUCUGGUAGUGGAGAAAAAAACCAAUAAGCUGAGGUUUCUGACGACGCUAGCACCAGACGGCACGCGCUGCGACCAGCACGAUCGACGCAAGGUCUGCAAAAAUACCAUCUGCGUAUGACCGCAAGGUCGAUUUUACUUGGAGAACGAGCGCUUCAAGCUGAAGCACUUUUCCGUUUACUUCGCACGCCGAUACCCUGCCGCAUUUAUGAAUCAGCAUAUUGCGAUGUACGUACUUCGAGACACCUCCAAAAUGUUCAAUAAAUGCUUCUUU